Messenger RNA from Charadrius vociferus (killdeer), 606 nucleotides. RefSeq lists its product as uncharacterized. The record is from RefSeq and is a predicted model, not a curated record. Bases 1 to 606 code for a protein of 201 amino acids. The transcript has 4 exons. Lineage: Eukaryota; Metazoa; Chordata; Aves; Charadriiformes; Charadriidae.
AUGACCAGAUACCAUAUAGACACAUUCUUGUCGGGAGAUAUAUGCCCGCUGAUUGGCAAGCUGUCAGGAGCACAUUUGCUUGCAUUACUCUGCUGCCUCUUCCAGGAGAUACGUGCUGUUUCCCAGAGCUUAGAAGACCAAAUGGCACAUGCAACUUGUCAGCCAGUAACUGAAAGAGGAGCCGCAGGGCAACCGGGGCUGGCAGGCAACUCGCCCCCUCCCCGGGGAGUCCGGGAUGGGUUCUCCCGUGUCACGCCACGGUGUCAGCGAGGGUGUUUUCAGUCCAAGUUUAAGGAAUCGCUCAAGAACUGCUUGCUGGAGGCUGCCGGAGUGAAUUUCCAGGAGGUUUUAGCCGCGGGGCGGUUUCUCAGCGCUGACUCGCGGCGGGGGCUGCGGCAGCCCCGCGGGAAGGACGCGGGUCCCGGCCGGGGGGGAUCGGGGGCAGUGCUGGGUUUGGUUAUCCGCCAGCACGGCAAAAUCAAAACUGCGUGUAAACCAGCUUCGGUCCUGUGCUUCCGUGGAUGGGCAGGUGGGCCAUCACAGGAACAGCCGCUCCCAACGCCUGAGAUCCGGGAUCUGUGUGAGGGGCGUAGAAGGGCUGCUUGA